CAGCAAACAGCGUAAACCACCGUAUACCACCACGCAAUAUCCCUAUUUCCCCUAUAUGCUCUGUAGCACGUGGUGCGUUAAUGCAGGUACGCACAUGGUAUGAAUGCAGUUGCUGCAUUGGAGAUGAUGUCAGAGAUAAGCCUGGAAAGUGUGAAUGAUAGUAUCGUCAGUCUGUUUGAAUGUCCAGUGUGCUACGAGUAUUUGGCUCCACCAAUUUAUCAGUGUAAACAUGCUCACAAUAUCUGCUCAAAUUGUAAGCUACAAGUGACAAGAUGCCCAUCUUGUUGCGAGAUAUUUCUUGAUUCACGAAGUGUUUUUGUUGAGCAGAUAGCAGAACGGCUGCUGUAUCCAUGCAAGAAUGUUGAGUUUGGAUGUAAUGUAAAGCAUUCUUUGCAGGAUAUGGUAGAACACUAUAAUGACUGCCCUCAUCGUAUGUAUGAAUGCCUGCCUGGCAAGGCAACAAGCUGCAGGUGGAAGGGCAGAAGCACUGAUAUUCUCAUGCAUAUGAAGAACACCCAUGUGGAAAGUUGUUGGAUGGUUGAUGAAAAUUGUAUUCUCUAUGAGUUAAAUGUUUUUGAUGGAACAGAAGAUAUCCAGCUUAUAGCAGCAUGUCGUGAAGUAUUCUGGUAUAAUUUCAAAUGUGAUGUAACAGAAAAAAAAAUGUUUUUAGCAGUGCAGUAUAUUGGUCCCAAAGAGCAGGCCAGCAACUUUACAUACGAAUUUGAGUUGCGUGCUAAUGCUGAUCAAGAAAUGAGUAUUAACAUGAAAAACAGAACUCAUCCUGAUACAGAAAAAGUUUCUGAUAUUUAUGAAUCUGCUUGCUGUGUUGUAUUAGAUUUUGCCAUGUUAAGGCAUUAUGUAAGCAGUGACAACAAUCUGUGUUUCAAUUUGCUGGUGAAGAAAAUAGUGACUAUGGAUUCUGCAUGCGAUACCAAGGAUGGUGGAAGUGUAAUAUGAGUAUUAGGCUGGGCGCACACCAAGAAAACUGGCAACCUCAACACAACCAUGAUUUCUGAGAAGUGUUAUCAGCCAGGGUUGAACACAUGUUAGUGACUGGAGCAGCGCAAAUUGAGGAAACCGCAACACAACUCGCGUAAAAACUCAAUUUCCAGGCACUGGAGCAUGCCAGUCUUCACACGAUUGAGUUGCUGCAUGGAUUCCUAGAAAUCAGCUGUUCUGUAAUGCACUUCAGUGAUUCAUUUGUUUGUUAAGAUGGCAUGAAGAGUUGCCAAAACUGCUAAUUUAUUCUUAUGCAGUUAAUUGAGCAAGAGCCGGGCAUAUAUAACAAAUGCCAUCCAGACUGCCAAGCGGGGAAGUAGAUUUGGCUUGGGAAAAAAUUUUCAUGAGAUGAAGGAAUCUGGUAUGUGUAAACAUGUGUAUAUAACCAAAACUUAUAAGAUCAAAAUACAGAGUACGUCUGCUAAAACAGUGCAAACGAUUACUACAGUAUGACCCAUGCUUUGUGAUAAAAGUCAACAGGUGGGUUAGUCCUCAUCCUUUACAAUCAUCAGCUGAAUUCAAUUAAUAUAACUCCACUGAGACAGAAUUGCUCCUGCUGGUGUUAAGGAGUAAUCAGCCAGCUGAUUUCACAGGCGCUGUGCCCUCGACAAUCUCUGCUUUCCAUCAUAAUUUUCAUUAUAAUAAACAAUGUAAAGAAAGAACAUCUAGCAGUGGUAUUGUAUUUGCUAAGAGGUCUGUUGAAUAUGUAUAUCAAUAAAAAGAUGAACUUUCCUAACAUCAUA
Molecule: messenger RNA, 1742 nt
Organism: Cryptotermes secundus
Lineage: Eukaryota; Metazoa; Arthropoda; Insecta; Blattodea; Kalotermitidae
Product: E3 ubiquitin-protein ligase Siah1
Exons: 2
Coding region: 100-957 (285 amino acids)
Biological process (GO): proteasome-mediated ubiquitin-dependent protein catabolic process; multicellular organism development
Cellular component (GO): cytoplasm
Molecular function (GO): ubiquitin protein ligase activity; ubiquitin conjugating enzyme binding; zinc ion binding
Source: RefSeq, a predicted model, not a curated record